AUGGAUGCUACUUCCUGGAACAUGUCUGGUAUCUUCUGCCUUCUCGAGGAUUAUAUGAUCGAGCUCCUAGGGGUGUACUCUGACAAUGUCCAGGACCUUGCUAACUAUCUAAAAGGUUGUAGAUUUCUCCCAAAAUUAAACAAUGAACUCGUGGAUUACAGGAACUCAACCUACAAGGAAUUGCUAGCUUGCAGAACCUACUCCUUAUUAUGUUGGUUUUUUCCCUCAUCAAAAAAACUUGUUGCUAGUACGAUUGUACUAUCGUCCACUUUAGGCCUUUUCACUCUGUUCAUCCGCGUCCUUUUGGGCCAAGAUUCCUUAAAUGUAUCAAAAGUUGUUGCAGUCUUCAUCAUGAUCCGUGUUGCCAUGACAACUGUCGAGAAAACUUGGGCAGCUAACGAUUUCAAAUUUAACACUUCCCUUUUGGGCCAACAUUCUUUAAUACUCUCUCUCACAAUAUUGUCCUUCUAUUUUAUAUCAACCUACUAGUGAACUAAAUCAAAUAUUACGGUACUUCUCAAUAAGUUUGCUCGUGAAGUAGGGGAGGGAGUUGAUGUGCACAAGUUGUUUGGAUACACUAGAUUGUUUAUCCUUGUAGCUCUAUGGUGGCUAGUUUGGCCAUUGACAGCAUUAGGGAUAGAGCCUAAGCUCACAAUUCCUCGUUCUGUAAAGAUGGAAGAAGUUGUUCUUGCCAAUGGCUUUGUUGGAAGUGUCAUUUCCGACUAUUUUUGGGCAUUAUGUGUUGUAUGGACAACAUCAAUAGUGGCUACACUAGGGAUGUCUCUCACCAUACCACUUGCGAUGUUGGCUGACAUGGUGAUUCAUGGUCGUCAUUAUUCCGCAAUUUACACCCUCGGUUCAACUCAGUUUGGCCAUUGA
Syzygium oleosum is the source of this 879-nucleotide messenger RNA. RefSeq lists its product as uncharacterized. NCBI's taxonomy places the organism in Eukaryota, Viridiplantae, Streptophyta, Magnoliopsida, Myrtales, Myrtaceae. The record is from RefSeq and is a predicted model, not a curated record. Gene Ontology annotation, biological process: regulation of peptide transport. The transcript has 8 exons.